AUGUACUUCACAGCCGCAGCGGCAGCUACCCUCUUCACCCUCAUCCCUACAGUUCUCUCCCACGGCCUCAUCACCUCGCCCCCCUCCCGUCCCACCGGCCCUUCCGUAACCUCUCUCUGCGGCCCUGCCAUCACUCGCACCAUCAACAAUGACAACACCUCGCACGUCGAAGGCCUCCCAGAACUCCUAGCCUCCCCCUACAGCGCCUCCACCUGCAACCUAUGGCUUUGCAAAGGCCUGCAAUUUUCUGAUAAUCCUGCCAACAACACACAGGUAUGGUCGGCUGGCCAGGUCGUACCGCUCAAAGUGUGGAUACGAAUCCCGCACGAAGGGUCGGCGAACGUGAGUAUCGUGGAUACGAAACGGAAUGAGAUUGUGGGAGAUAUGUUGAAGGUGUGGGAGAAAGGGUAUGCGCCGGGGAAAAGCGAGAGCGAUGUUCCAGCUGGACAGAAGGAGUUUAGUGUGAAGGUACCUGAGGGAUUAGAGGAGAAGUGUGCGGUGGCUGGGGACUGUGUAUUGCAGUGGUGGUGGUAUGGCACGGCUGCGAAACAGACUUAUGAAUCCUGCGUGGAUUUUAGGAUCGCGAAGACGGGUGUGAAGAGAGAUUCUUUCGGUCGAGCGUUCAAGGGAUAG
Messenger RNA from Alternaria atra, 633 nucleotides. RefSeq lists its product as uncharacterized. The record is from RefSeq and is a predicted model, not a curated record. The coding region runs from base 1 to 633 and encodes 210 amino acids. NCBI's taxonomy places the organism in Eukaryota, Fungi, Ascomycota, Dothideomycetes, Pleosporales, Pleosporaceae. The transcript has 2 exons.